GGACACUCAGUCUCCCACAGCUUGGUUUGUUAGCAGGGUGGGGCCAAAGAACCUUCAGUGGAUGACUUCUUUUGAGGGAUGCUGAAGUAAGUUGCGUGUACCUCUCUAGACAAGUGGGGUGUUUCUUCUGCGGAGAAAAUUAAUGCACAGACACAGAUUGAGAUUCGUAUUUUUUUCUCAAACUACAAGCUCAGACUAUCUAGGACUUCCUCUGUAUUAAGUGUCAUGCUUGAAGAUCAUGAAUGAAGAUCAGACUACCAAGUUAGGGAGCAGUUUCACUGGUCUAUGCAAUUAUGUUGAGCAGACCAUAAUAUUGCCACUAAAAGCUGUUUUAGGACCACAAGCAACUGCUGGCAUGGCUGAAAAGUAGCAUUAUUGAUUACAUAGUCUAAAUUUAAUUCAUUUUAAACUGCAUUUGGCUGAUAAUGGGCCCAACUACCAACUACCUCUUUACAAGAAGCCAUGGGGCCUACUAUAUAGCUUUGCACAAUUAACUUACAAAUAUUGCAAAUAGCAAUAAUAUAAGCUCAGUUAACAUUUGGCUUAAGUCGAAUUUCAAAUCUCACAAAGAGCCCAACAAACGAACUUGCAAUGUUGAAUUAUAGCCUACUGCUAGCAAGCAACCAUAGCAUGUGUUGGCAUGAAUCUAGUUAUAGCAAAAAUAGCAAACUUACCAUUAGUACGUCACUAGGUUACUACAAUAUUUUGUCAAUUAGCUCGUGGUGCUUGGGUGCGCAGAGCUUGCAGCGCAUUCGAAAGGACUUGUUUUUGCAUCCAACCACUUCGGAAAAUUCAUCCAGGCACGGCCAGGGAUGUACAAGGGUUGGUUGGUCUUCCUGGCUACCAAUCUCCUCGCUGGUGCUUAGUUGGGACACUCCGCUCGAAUUCUCUUGAGUCUCUGCCACGGACAUCUUUAUACUAAGCCACAUACGUCUGCUACGUCCUCGCUGGAGUGUGACGUGACGUGUGCAGGUGCGAUGGAUCACGUACAAACCAAUAGGGUGUCGGAAUAUUAUAUGUUUAUACUUCUCAUCCAACCACAAUCAAAUUCACUCUAUCCGGAUGGCGCGAUUAGUCAGGAUAGGGGUUUUUUAAACGAUGACACGCCGGAAUGAAAACAAGUCGAAAUGAAACAGCAGUAACGAGGCUUUUUUUAAAAUGUAAGGAGUAGAAGUAAAAAGUCAUCUAAACAAUAAUUACUCCAGUAAAGUAUAAAUAACCAAAAUUUCUACUUAAGUAAGGUAAUGAAGUAUUUGUACUUCGUUACUUGACACCUCUGAGUUUUGUACAGUAUUCUGUGUAUUUUAGAGACUGUCUGUUUUCAAUGAGUUCUCUCUGUCCUAUAAUAUUUAAAAGUGUUAUUCCGUUACUAAACAGUCAGCCUACAUGAACUUAUCUGUCUUCCUUGCUUUUUGUUACUGAAGCUGUGGACUAAACUUGAGUAAGGCAGGAAAAGGUCCAAUCCCUUUUCUUGUUUUAGCCCUACACCUUGUGUGUCACCUUGCCCCUUGGAACUGAGUUAUGAUAUGAAAUGGGACAACCCUCAAAUAAAGACGAACAUUACUUCAUUAACUGGCUAUUAGGCGCCUGUAGUUCUGUAGGCGACCCUGCAGGUCUGCAGUGAUGGUGUGAGAGGUCAAAAUGAAUGAAGAUGUAAAGCUGUUUAAUUCUGGGAACCUGAUCUAGAGCAAUACUAGUAUUUCCUGACCUGCAGUACCUGACAUCGCCUAAAGGUGGAGUAGUGAACUAUAAAUAGAGCAAGCAACUCUCUCCCUCUUUAUUCAUUAAAUGUGUUAAAAGAGCUUGCGUUGCUGAACCUGAAUGAGCCGGAAUAGAUAAUCUCUUUGCUGUCCUGCAAACAAACUGAGAAGUUCUCAGGGAGGUUCAGACCAGAGUGAAAAGAUGAGCCUCAUGCUGACUGCUAAGAACCACUCCAUUCCACUAAGUGAUGGCAACAGGAUACCCAUCAUAGGACUCGGGACAUAUGGGGAUCCACAGACAACUCCUAAAGGUACAGCACGAGAGUGUGUAAAGCUGGCAAUAGAUGUUGGCUACAGGCAUUUUGAUGGAGCGUUGAUGUAUUAUAAUGAGCAUGAAGUUGGGCAGGCCAUUCGGGAGAAGAUUACAGAUGGAACUGUUAGAAGAGAGGACAUCUUUUAUUGUGGAAAGUUGUGGAGCACCUUCCACCCACCUGAGCUGGUUAGACUUGCACUAGAGAGAACACUGAAGACUUUACAGCUGGAUUAUGUUGAUCUGUACAUUAUUGAGCUUCCCAUGGCCUUUAAGCCAGGUGAUGAAUUCUUCCCUAAAGAUAAAAAUGGUAAAUGCAUCUACCAUGAGACAGACCUGUGUGCUACAUGGGAGGCAUUAGAGGCUUGUAAAGAUGCAGGCCUGACAAAGUCACUUGGGGUUUCAAACUUCAACCAAAGACAGCUGGAGCUGAUUUUGAACAAAUCUGGACUCAAACAUAGACCUGUUUCCAACCAAGUUGAGUGCCAUCCCUACUUUACUCAGCCCAAGCUUCUGGAGUUCUGUCGGCAAAAUGACAUUGUCGUUGUGGGCUACAGCCCUCUUGGAACCUCUCGAGAUGCUUCCUGGGUUAACUUGAAAUGCCCCCCACUGUUGGAAGAUGAGGUGUUAGUCUCCAUUGGGAAGAAGUACAACAAGAGUCCAGCGCAGGUAGCCCUGAGGUUCAACAUUCAGAGAGGAGUGGUUGUUAUCCCAAAGAGCUUCAACCCUCAACGGAUCACAAAAAAUUUCCAGAUAUUUGAUUUUUCUCUCACUGAUGAUGAAAUGAAACUCAUGGAAGGACUGAAUAAAAAUAUUCGCUUUGUGGAGCUCCUCAUGUGGAGUGACCAUCCCGAGUACCCAUUCCAUGAUGAUUAUUAAGCCUUUAUAAGACGACCAGCUUAUUUGAUGUCUGCUUAAAGGUGUAUGGUGUUCAUACAUUCAUACCCAUUAAAUUGUAAUUGGCCAAUAGGGGGCAUUAUCUUACCGUUCAUGGUGUAAUGUAAAAUAUUGUAAAGUUGCCUCUUUAAACUAAUGUAAAACACUGGAGUAAAGAGCAUAAAGGCAUAAAGAGCCAGAGGACAGAUAAAAAGUUCUGAAAAUCUCAUUCAGUUCCUUUACAUUUUUAACUUCACAUUUGACAUUUACUUCAUUUACUCAUUAACAUUUGCUGUGUAUUCUGUAUAUUUGAGACUCAGUUUUCAGUGAGUUCAUCUCCAUGAACUCUGUCCUUUAAUAUUUAAAGGUGUUAUUCUGUUACAAAAGUCAGCCAACCUGGAAUUGUCUUCCUUGCUUUUUGUAAUAGAAUGCAUUUGCGCUGUUUUUGCUGUGUUUGUGUUGCUAUAUAUUGUGGUGUCAGGGGAAUAUAUAAUAUUUGUACUUCUUAGCAGGUUGGAUAGGUUGAGUUGGGUAGGUUCUGGGACUGAGAGUUUCUGUCACCCAAGUUUGUGUUCUGAGUAAUAACCUUAGGUGGGACUAGGACAGACAAGUUAUAGGUUCAUAAUGCAUAUUUCUGUCUUGAAAAUAAGAGCAGUUUUCCUCUCUUGUACACUGGCUGUUGCGUCAAAAUAAAGCUGCGUUAUGAGCAUGAA
This is a messenger RNA of Pygocentrus nattereri (red-bellied piranha), 3599 nucleotides long. RefSeq names its product aldo-keto reductase family 1 member D1-like. The transcript has 11 exons. Lineage: Eukaryota; Metazoa; Chordata; Actinopteri; Characiformes; Serrasalmidae. Gene Ontology annotation, molecular function: aldose reductase (NADPH) activity; Delta4-3-oxosteroid 5beta-reductase activity. Gene Ontology annotation, biological process: bile acid biosynthetic process. Gene Ontology annotation, cellular component: cytosol. The record is from RefSeq and is a predicted model, not a curated record. Bases 1903 to 2889 code for a protein of 328 amino acids.